CGUCUUCGUCCCUCGCAUUCCCUACAUCUUCUAGAGCUCUCAUGGCUGAUUGCUGUAAUAUACUAUAUCCGAAACACCGAAAUGGCACAGGAUGCGCCCUCCCACCAAGAUGACCUACUCGUGAGUAGGGUCAACGGCGUCGCAAAGCCAGCCGCGGCAUCUGAUGCGCCCCUCACAUUACCGGAGAUUUGCGACGGGCUGCGGCGCAAAGUGAUCGCGUUCCUGGAGGAGAAGACGGAUGACGAGGUGUUGCGGAAUGUGCAGAGUCAGGUUCGGGUGUCGAUUGGGGUUAUUGAGGAGGCGCUGCAGCGAUAUAGGCCCGAACAGCUAUCCCUCUCGUAUAAUGGCGGGAAGGACUGCAUUGUAUUGCUGGUGUUGAUUUUGGCUUGUUGGCCGGCAUAUGCUUCGUCCUCCACCUCCAUCCUUAAGACUACAAACACAACCAACCCUCCGCUGUCAUCCUCCGAACCUCAACCCUCAACCUCUCCGUCUUCCCCUCAGCCCCUCCAAGCAGUCUACGUCGUCUCCCCCCACCCAUUUCCCGAAGUCGAGGCUUUCGUCGCAACUUCAGCAACAGAAUACCACCUCGAUCUGGCUCGGUACGCCUUGCCCAUGCGCCCCGCACUCGAGGCAUACCUAGGCGAGAAACCGGCCGUCAAGGCUAUAUUCGUGGGAACGAGACGGACAGAUCCACACGGAAAGUUCCUGAAGCACUUCGAUCCCACAGACAAAGACUGGCCGCAGUUCAUGCGCGUGCAUCCAGUUAUCGAUUGGCAUUAUGCGGAGAUUUGGGCUUUCAUCCGCCAUUUAGGCAUCCCCUUUUGUAAUUUGUACAACCAGGGCUUCACCUCGCUCGGUGGCAUGACCGACACGCACCCAAAUCCGGCGCUGGCACUCGACGCUAACGCGACGAUGUUCCGGCCAGCGUACGAGCUGGUGGAUGACGAUGAGGAGCGCUUGGGCCGGGAUUCUUAGGAUCGUCUCGGCUCUGUGGAUUCGGACGACUCCUUCAUGGAUUGCAAGCUGUGCGUUUUGGAUA
Amorphotheca resinae ATCC 22711 is the source of this 1039-nucleotide messenger RNA. RefSeq lists its product as hypothetical. The coding region runs from base 82 to 975 and encodes 297 amino acids. The record is from RefSeq and is a predicted model, not a curated record. Lineage: Eukaryota; Fungi; Ascomycota; Leotiomycetes; Helotiales; Amorphothecaceae. Gene Ontology annotation, biological process: FAD biosynthetic process. Gene Ontology annotation, molecular function: FMN adenylyltransferase activity. The transcript is spliced from 3 exons.